Molecule: messenger RNA, 1344 nt
Organism: Saprolegnia parasitica CBS 223.65
Lineage: Eukaryota; Oomycota; Saprolegniomycetes; Saprolegniales; Saprolegniaceae
Exons: 11
Coding region: 1-1344 (447 amino acids)
Source: RefSeq, a predicted model, not a curated record
AUGGCUCUGCGGACGCUGUCCGAGCGCCUCUUCUGCACCUUCCAGGCGUGCUCGAUCUGCGGCCUCCUCUUCGCGAGCAGCUACCAGCGCCACAACAAACCCGACGGCCAAAAGGUCAUCAAGUGCUUUCCACACUGCUGCCCGCAGCACACGACCCGGCGAUCGUGCGGCACGUCGCUCGUCGUGCAGGUGGGCGGCGAGUACAGCACCGAAGAAGCGGUGGCAUUUGAAGCCUUUGGACGCUUUGAGAGCUCGUCGACGACCGAGCUCGCGAUCGGGAGCCCGCUCGAGGUGGUCGACGGCGACCUCCGCCAACCCGGCAACAUGCGUGGCAUGUGGAUGCGGUGCCAUCGCGACGCUCACGCGCCCAUGCCGGCCACGUUUUUCGUCAAUCGCAGUGCGCUCGAGGACGAGUGGCAUUAUGGAUGGAAGGGCAGCGCGAGCAAGGUCGACCGCGCCGCAACGCACGUGCUCACGGUAUACAUCCGUCGCGCGACCGACAACGUUGUCGUGGGGCUCGCACGCAGCUCGCCGUUCACCAUCACGUCGGCGCGCCGCGCGGCCGAGAGCCGCACCACACGGCUCAAGGCCAUGGCGACCGAGACGGACGAGACAGUGCAACUGCUGCCGACGACCGGCGUCUCGGCGUUCGAGUUCCAGGGGUGUGACUGUCCCGGUGAUCUCUUUCGCACGGUGUACUCGCGUGGCAACAAGACCAACGGCCGCAAGGAGCUUCGAUGCUUUCCGCACUGCUGUGGUGGCCACGCGACGCAAUCCAUGUGCGGUGGACCGAUUCAUAUCCACGUGGCAUUUUUGAAUGCGGCACCCGUGCACCAGUACGCUGUGUACGCUCGGUUUGAAGAGCUGCCGAUGAAGGAGCUCGAAGUGGCGAUGGAGAUGCCACUCCGGUACCUCGAGGCCAACACGAUUCGACCUAAUGCGAUGCAGUCCGAGUGGUUUCUCGGGGUCCCCGCGGGCGCACCCCUGCCGUUUCCGUCGAGCGAGGUGUAUGUUCUCAACGCCAACAAACGAUCCAAGCACUUUUGGCCGUACAGCUGGAAGGGCAGUGCGAGCUUGACCAAGCGCGCGACGCGCCACGUGCUCCGCGUGUACCUCUUUCAGCUGCGCCACGCCGAGGCCCGCGACGGCGUCGACGUCCUCGCGCGCAUUGUAGGCACGCUCCAGUCGCCGGCGUUCCAAGUCGAGUCGCAACGCAGCUCGGCGCUCGAGCACCGGACCACCGUGCUGCUCAAGGUACCUCGGAAGCGCGUCCUCGAGAGCCCGCAAAGCAACACGCCCAACGUCGACGAUGAGAACGAAAUCGACGAGCUCGACACUGCCUAA